GGGAGGAGGACUCCCACCACAGCAGCAAGCAGGUCUCCUGAGUAGAUCAGAUGACAUGCUUAGGAGAGUAACCCGCAAAUAGAGGGAGAACUCUCUGGCAUUCAAAUUCAAACUCGACUCCACCACAACAAGGAAAAAAAAAGAGGGAGAAAGAGAAACCAAAAAAUAGUCUGUUUUUUUCCCACAGCUAUCAGUUUCUUUCACUAAGCCUUCUGAAACCUGAACCUCUGCAGAACACUAACCACUUGGGCCUUACCUACAGACAUGGACAGAUGUACGUACACUUUCAUUUUAUAGAGUUUGAAAUUCUCUUUCUAAGGAAGGAGUCAACUUUGGCCUUGAGUGUUUGGCAUGGGUACAAAGCCUUAAAAAAGCAGAUGACCGGUCAAGCUACUGACCAUGCUGAUCAUUGUCCGGAAUCAGAUCAAAUCAAAGAAAAACAGUGAAUGGCUUUCUCUUUUAGAAUAUUCGAGCAACGCACAAGUCCUGAGCAUGUUUUGCAGAGCUCAUUUGACCACUUAAUCUCUUCUAACUGGUCUGGAUUACAGACAGAAUCGAUAUCAGAGAAAAUGAAACAGACUGGUGAGGAACAGGGAAAUAAGCCACGCUGGGCAGCUCUUCUGAUACUCAUGGUGAUAAUACCCACAAUUGGUGGUAACAUCCUUGUUAUUCUGGCUGUAUCACUGGAGAAAAAGUUGCAGUAUGCUACCAAUUAUUUCCUAAUGUCCCUGGCAGUGGCCGACUUGCUGGUUGGAUUGUUUGUGAUGCCGAUUGCCCUCUUAACAAUAAUGUUUGGCAUUGCCCUUCCAGUUCCUAUUAAAGGGAUAGAAACUGAUGUAGCUAACCCACACAACAUCACCUGUGGGCUGACAAAGGAUCGUUUUGGCAGUUUCAUGCUCUUUGGCUCACUGGCUUCCUUCUUCACACCUCUGACCAUCAUGAUUGUCACCUACUUUCUCACUAUCCAUGCUUUACAGAAGAAAGCUUACUUGGUCAAAAACAAGCCACCUCAACGCCUAACGUGGUUGACUGUGUCCACAGUUUUCCAAAGGGAUGAAACACCUUGCUCAUCACCAGAAAAAGUGGCAAUGCUGGAUGGUUUUCAUAAGGACAAAACUCUGCCCAAUGCAAGUGCUGACAUACUAAUGCGAAGAAUAUCCACAAUAGGAAAAAGGUCAGUGCAGACCAUUUCCAAUGAACAGAGAGCCUCAAAGGUUCUUGGGAUUGUAUUCUUCCUCUUUUUACUUAUGUGGUGCCCCUUUUUUAUUACAAAUGUAACUUUAGUUUUAUGUGACUCGUGCAACCAGACAACUCUCAACAUGCUCCUGGAGAUAUUUGUGUGGAUAGGCUAUGUUUCCUCAGGGGUGAAUCCUCUGGUCUACACCCUCUUCAACAAGACAUUUCGGGAUGCAUUUGGCCGGUACCUCACCUGCAAUUACCAAGCCCCCACAUCAGUAAAAACCCUUGAAAAAUGCUCCAGUAAUAUCUACUUCCGGAAUCCAAUGGCAGAGAACUCUAUAUUUUUUAUGAAACAUGGAAUGCGAAAUGGCAUUAAUCCUGCCAUGCACCAGAGCCCAAUGAGGCUCCGAGGUUCAACCAUUCAGUCUUCAUCCAUCAUUUUACUAGAUACACUUCUCCUCACCGAAAAUGAAGGUGACAAAGCUGAAGAGCAAAUCAGUUAUGUAUAGCCGUAAUGGCACAAUUUUAAUAUAACGAUGAGUAAGAUGAUGAGGAAAAUAUAAAUAUACCAAGAAUUAUAUAAAGAACUUUAUAUCAUGUAUCAAAAAUCAUCUCUUUAAAUUAAGAAUUAUGUAUUAAGAUUAUACAAUUUUCUUUAUUUGGGCAAAAUUAUUCUAUUAUUAAUAAAAAAUCAUUUUUGUAUAGCUGAAAAUUAAAACAAUCCAGCACCCUGGUUAAAUGUUAAGAUAGUCAAAUGAAAUAAAAUAAAUCAAUAAACUUGUUUAGAAAAAAACAAUGUCACCAUACAAAAAAACAAUGUUACCAUAAGAAUUUAUUUAGUUCCUAACUGCAUGCAAAGCUAUGCCAAGAAUGAAAUAAACAAAACAAACAAGCAUUAACCUUGUCUUCAAGGCCUUAAAAGCAUAAGGCAUAACACAGAACAACAGUGCUAAGAGGUCUAAAAAUAAGAGUAUAAAAUAAUGAUCACAGCUGAAGAUAAGCUAAGAUUGCCAUUUACAUUUAGGCUUAGUUAAAUGUGGGCUUCCCUGGUGCUUCCAUGGUAAACAAUCUGC
Odocoileus virginianus texanus is the source of this 2252-nucleotide messenger RNA. The record is from RefSeq and is a predicted model, not a curated record. Lineage: Eukaryota; Metazoa; Chordata; Mammalia; Artiodactyla; Cervidae.